Lasiosphaeria miniovina is the source of this 486-nucleotide messenger RNA. RefSeq lists its product as uncharacterized. The record is from RefSeq and is a predicted model, not a curated record. The coding region runs from base 1 to 486 and encodes 161 amino acids. Lineage: Eukaryota; Fungi; Ascomycota; Sordariomycetes; Sordariales; Lasiosphaeriaceae. The transcript has a single exon.
AUGGGUUGCCUUUCGGCAUUAAAGUUGUGGAGGAAGAGCCCAACAGCAGCAGAUGUCAACCAGAGAGACGCUUCCCAGGCCCCCUCCUACCAGAACAGCAUCGUCUCGGAUAACAGCCGUGCCUCCGACUUCGAGAAGCCGCUCUUACCAGCCGUCGGGCGCGGUGCUGGCGCACCACCGACACGAGAGGCCAUAUUAAGCAUCCGGCCGACAGCCCAUCACAGCUACUCGGCAUACUCGGGGCCAGCCAACCCCUCCAGACAGCAGCCCAACUGGUCACCAUACCGAAGCGACAGGCCCGCCGCCUCCCCGAAAUGGACCGAGUCGCUUGCGUCAACAAAGGCGUCCGAACCCACAUGGGCCGAGCCUAAGACUGACGGCAUUGACGAGUCGGACGAAAAGGCCCAACAACGGAGGGCAGACGAGGCACGGCGGAAAGCCGAGAGGGAGGAGCAAGAGCGACUGGACUUUUUCCAGAUGAUGUAA